AUGAAGGCACAGGUUCUCAAUGCCUACAAUGAGCCUUAUGUUUUGACAGAAGUGCCUUUGCCGAAGUUGACAUCUCCGUUCGACCUUCUGAUAAAGGUGGAGGCUGCUUCAUACUGCCACACCGAUGCAGUUUGCGCUGCAGGCGGCUUUGAAGGCCACGCAAAUGGCCCAACUCAAUGGCCUCACAUCGGCUGUCACGAAUUUGCAGGGGCGGUUGCACAAGUACCCCAACUAGAAUUCAAAGGUGGUCCCUCAAUACCGCGAUUUCAAAUUGGUGACCGCGUGGGUGUGCCCGGUCGUGCAUUCCAUCCAUGCGGAACCUGCUUUGAAUGCAAACGAGAAACCACGAACCAUGGCCAGCCGGGUGACAACAGCGGUUAUUCGGUCUAUUGCCCGAAUGCGAAAAACCUUGGCUUGAGCGUCGCCGGUGGCUUCGCGCAGUAUGCCCUUGUGGAUUCACGUCAAAUCGCACCGCUCCCAAUCGGUAUGAGUGCACAGGAAGCUGCACCACUGAUGUGUGCAGGAUUAACCAUAUAUUCUGCGCUGCGGAACUGUGAGUUAAAGCAUGGGCAGCGGGUUGCCAUUAUUGGCUGUGGGGGAGGACUGGGCCAUCUGGGGAUCCAAUUUGCGGAGCGGAUGGGAUUAAAGGUUCUCGGCAUCGAUACAUCAAAACGCGCAUUGGAUCUUGCUCGCCAAGUGGCCAAAACAUCCAAAAUUUCGAACGCAGCCGAGGUCAACGCUGCUGAUUUGGUCCAUGAGAUAGGGAAAGAAGAUCGUGUCUCUGAGCGGGGGCAAAUGGGAGUUGAUGCAGCCAUCAUUCUCCCUGAAUCUCAACAAGCUUUUGACUACGGGAUGGGACUGCUAAAGAAUUGGGGCAGAUGCGUUGUGGUAUCAUUCCCCAAAAAAGGAUUUACGUUCUCUACGCAGGACGUUGUCUUUAGACAUGUGUCUAUCAUUGGCAGUCUCGUCGGCAGCAACAAACUACUGUGCGAGAUGUUGGGGUUCGCAAGUACGCAUGGAGUGAAAAGUGUUACAAAAUCAUUUCCUCUACAUCAGCUUAAUGAGCUUGUUGAGCAACAGCAUGCAGGGGCAGAGGGCAAGCUCAUUAUUGAUGAGUUUGGCGAAUCUAUCCCCCUAGUGAAUAGUUAA
Molecule: messenger RNA, 1149 nt
Organism: Penicillium concentricum
Lineage: Eukaryota; Fungi; Ascomycota; Eurotiomycetes; Eurotiales; Aspergillaceae
Product: alcohol dehydrogenase-like protein
Exons: 1
Coding region: 1-1149 (382 amino acids)
Molecular function (GO): oxidoreductase activity
Source: RefSeq, a predicted model, not a curated record